This is a messenger RNA of Nicrophorus vespilloides, 1805 nucleotides long. RefSeq names its product transmembrane protein 181. Lineage: Eukaryota; Metazoa; Arthropoda; Insecta; Coleoptera; Silphidae. Bases 123 to 1727 code for a protein of 534 amino acids. The record is from RefSeq and is a predicted model, not a curated record. The transcript has 10 exons. Gene Ontology annotation, molecular function: toxic substance binding.
GCGGACCAACGUAUUAUUUUAGCAGUCGCUGCAUGAAAGAGAUGAACGUGGCUGUUGUUCCUUCGUCGCUGCAGAGUCGUAAAUUGAUUUGAGAGUGCCGUCCCCGUUUUCCUGCUAGAAAGAUGCCGAAGAUCGACGGAAUAAAUCUGGGUUACUCGUAUCAUCUGCCGACAGCAGGAUGGGGUCUGCGGAUCAGAAACACCCUCUCGCAAUUCAGCGAUCUUUUCAGCGAAUUCAAUAAGUACAUAGCACCUGCCUACCACCACGACAGAUGCGAAAGGUCCGUGCAGAUGCGCCUGUACUCGAUGCACAAGCGCGAAUUCGUGAUGGUCUUCGUAGCGUUCUUCGCGUGCUUCGGGCUGGCGCUGUUCAUCGGCUUAGCCGGACCACCAAUCACGCUGAAGCAAUCCAUCGAUGGAGGCGGGCUUUUAGCGAAAGACAACAAAACGAUAACCAAUCACGCGACUGGUCCAUACACGAUGCGUUCACCGGAAAUGAGCACAUACAAUCAACAGCUCUGGCUCAUCGCCAAACUGAACACCGGAAACAAAGAUGACGAGACUUUCGAUAAGAGCUUCAGAGUGAACGUAAACAUCGAAGGUCUGACUUCGGAGCAUAAACCAGUAGAGAUAUUGCAGGAUACGAAAAAUAGAACUCGUCAUCUGAAGUGCGUGAAGCAGAGCUGCCAAGAAUUCAUCGUUUUACACUUGGCCUUCCUCAAGUACAACCAUUACAUGUUCACCGUCCACUUCUACGACUUGGAGUCUUUCCAUCAGCGCUACCAUAUCAAAGACAUCACUUUUUACUUCGUCACGUACAAUCCGGCCUUCACGCAGAUCGAAGUAUGGUUCAGAUUAAUCUUCCUCCUUUCCAGCUUCGUGAUUUUCGUAUGGUACACGCACGUCAUGAAGAAGUACGAGGUGUGCUUCUGGUCAAUCGAGCAAUCUUGGAUCAACGUUCUACUGCCCACUUUACUCUUUUACAACAAUCCGUCGUUCCCAAUGAUGUUGUUGGCCAACUCUUGGCUUCCCGGUGUAAUGGAUGCUUUUUCGCAAAUCACUUUCUUGGCCUGCCUUUUGCUCUAUUGGCUCUCAACUUACCACGGUUUAAGACAAAAUGAUAGGAAAUGGGCGCGUUUCUAUGUGCCUAAGCUGAUCAUAGUCGGCGUUCUUUGGUUCUCCGCGUUGACGCUCUCGAUCUUGGAGAAGUUCAACGAGCAACAAGACCCGACCUACAACCACACAGUCGACGCAAGCUAUUAUUACGGUUUGAAAAUAGUUUUCUUCACGUUCUGCGCCAUCUACAUCACGUAUCUCUUCUUGCUGAUGCUGCGAGCUUACACCGAGUUGCGAUCGAUGCCGUUCUUCGAUAUGAGAUUAAAGUUUCUGACUCUUCUGAUGUGCAUCGUCCUGGCCAUAAUCUUAACGCAAACUGUGAUGGGUUUCGGAGUCGGCAUCUUGGAGGAUAAGUUCGUGACGAACCUGGACAUCCACUACAGCAGUUCGGCGCAAUUCAUGUCCUUCUACGGCCUCAUCAACUUCUACGUGUACACCAUGGCGUACGUUUACUCGCCGCCGGGCAACAGCGCGAUUCAGGAUUUCGGUAUAACCAAAGAUAAUCCUGCGUUCUCGAUGAUCAACGAUUCCGACGAGGACGUGAUUUACGGUUCGGACGAGGAGAGCAGACGUCCGUUGAACAGGCCGAGAAACGACGACGACAGCGACUGAAUGUGUGGAAAAAAAAGUCCCAACUCCUCGAUCAUUUGUGUUCUUGUUCGAAAUCAAAAAUUAAAGUUUAAAAAGAAA